GGUUUUUUCUGGCUCUUCUUGGCUGCCUUCAGCGUUUCUACUGCGUAUCUCCUGCGCCUCGGGGUCGUGUAGCCAUCAGAUUCAGGUAAUAGCUAUGCCUGGUACUAGCCGUUUAGUGGCUUCGCAUAUAGCGUGUAUUAGCUCAAAGUUGUCUGCGUUUCUUCUCUUGUUAAUUUUUGUCUUAAGUAGAACUCCUGGAAUCUCUAAGAGAUGGUCUUUCUUUAGGAUUUUGAGUCCUAGCGUAUCCAGUCAAUUUAUGAUUUGGUCUUUUAUUAUCUGAGACGGCACGUGAACGUCGACAUCGCCACUCUUCAGGGUGUUUACAGCAAAUGCUCCUGGUAUUGCCUUUUUAGCCAUUUCCAGUAUCUCUCCUGGGUCCUUUCCCUGGGAAUCCUUAAGGCGGAUUCGGAUUGUGGUCCUCUGUGACGCGGC
Molecule: messenger RNA, 432 nt
Organism: Zopfia rhizophila CBS 207.26
Lineage: Eukaryota; Fungi; Ascomycota; Dothideomycetes; Zopfiaceae
Source: the annotation of a GenBank genome assembly